CGACCCACAGAGUGACGUAAGAGCAGUUGCCCGGUUAGCUAGCUUGUAAGCUAGUUAGCUAGUUGUUGUUAAACAGCGUACAUCGUCAGUUAACGUCAGCUAACUAUUAAGUUGCUAACGUUUUCUGACUAGGUGACAGUCAGCAUUGGCAAUGGACGACGAAACCCACCCCAGAACCCUGUAUGUGGGAAACCUCUCCAGGGAUGUAACAGAGAUUUUAAUUUUACAACUCUUCACCCAGAUAGGACCUUGCAAAAGCUGCAAAAUGAUUACAGAGCAUACAAGCAAUGACCCAUAUUGCUUUGUGGAGUUUUUUGAACACAGAGAUGCUGCUGCAGCCCUUGCAGCUAUGAAUGGGAGGAAGAUAUUAGGAAAGGAGGUUAAAGUUAAUUGGGCCACCACACCAAGUAGCCAGAAGAAAGACACAUCCAAUCACUUCCAUGUUUUUGUGGGUGAUUUGAAUCCUGAGAUAUCCACUGAAGAUGUCAGGGCUGCCUUUGCACCUUUUGGGAAAAUCUCAGAUGCUCGUGUUGUGAAGGACAUGACGACCGGCAAAUCAAAGGGGUAUGGAUUUGUGUCCUUCUACAACAAACUGGAUGCAGAAAAUGCCAUUGUGCACAUGGCGGGACAGUGGCUUGGAGGGCGCCAAAUCAGGACUAACUGGGCAACACGUAAACCUCCAGCUCCUAAAAGUGCUCAGGACAAUGGUUCAAAGCAGCUGAGGUUUGAUGAUGUUGUGACUCAGUCCAGUCCACAGAACUGUACUGUGUACUGCGGUGGGAUCCAGUCAGGACUAUCAGAACAUCUUAUGCGACAGACCUUCUCACCUUUUGGUCAAAUAAUGGAAGUCAGGGUUUUCCCAGAAAAGGGAUAUUCUUUCAUCAGGUUUUCCUCGCAUGACAGUGCUGCACACGCCAUUGUAUCAGUAAAUGGCACCACCAUUGAGGGACACAUGGUGAAGUGCUACUGGGGCAAAGAGUCUCCCGAUAUGACAAAAAAUCCACAGCAGUUUGAGUACAGUCAGUGGGGUCAGUGGAACCAGGUCUAUGGAAAUCCACAGCAGCAGUAUGGGCAGUAUGUGACAAACGGGUGGCAAGUUCCUUCCUACAGCAUGUACGGCCAGACUUGGAACCAGCAAGGAUUUGGAGUAGAGCAGUCUCAGUCAACAGCCUGGAUGGGCAACUUUGGAUCUCCAUCAGCUCAGACAGCAGCCCCCCCUGGUACAGUCAUGUCCAACAUGGGUAAUUUCAGCAUGGCAGGCUAUCAGACGCAGUGAGAUUGCCCCGACAUAAGCUUAACGUGGAGGGAACACAGCAUUCUUUCAGCUGGACAGCGGCUGUGGUAACACGAGUGCAGGGGCCAUAUUCACAAAGCUUUUAUAGCUAGUUGCUCCUACACAACUACUUCAACAGUUGUGUUAUAAACGACGGUCAAUUUGUCUCAGAAUUUUUACUUUUAUUUGAUCUGUCAUUAUGGGAAAGUUUGGCCUUUUAAACCUACCUAGCAUCUGACAGGAGGAUAUCCAUCUGAACAGCACCACCAAACAUUGGAUUCUUUCUGUCUCAUCACAAGUUAAUGUGACAACAAUGUCAAACUAUUAAAUAAUAAACUCUAACAGUUCUUCAAAAGAGUUAUGAACAUCUCAGAUUCUUAACUAGAGGGAAAAAUGCACAAAUAACAUAUUUACGAUAAUAUUUAUUAGUCAUGCAGGUGGAUUUUUCUGGCAUUUUCUAUAACAGGACAAACCUCAACUGGAGUUUUCAUGCAGGUUCAUUUUUGUAACAAAGGUCAGUUUUUAAAGUUCACAGAUUAUUGUACAAAUCAAGCUGGUAAUAGUCACCAUGAAUUCAUACAAAUUUCACUGAACUAGAAGGAUGACCUGAUAAAUGCUGGUCCGAACCUUCAGUUCAUGAAACAACUCAGUUGAAUUGUGAUCGUAUAAUGGAGAAAAAAAAAAGCUUUGUGAAUAGAGGCCCUGGUGAAAAUUUUACCUUUCCUGUAUACAUGAUGAAACUAUUUGUAUAAACAAAUGUGGCUUUAAAGGAGACUUGCCUGGGAUGUGGAAUCUCCUGGAUAGUUUGUGUACAAAUAAAUUUUACCAACACCUCUCUAAGAGCAAAAAAAAAAAAGAAUCUGGAUUUUCAUGUUUUGUAUCGCAGUGAUACACAUGUCUGAUUAUAGAUUUUGAUCAAUUUUCAUUUACACCUUACCGUAGCCUAGAAAAGAACCUCAGCCCCUGAUCCAGGGUAAAGGUAACUCAAGAAAGGGAGCCACGAUUUUAAAUGUUUUCCUUCUCCAAGCCUCUUGCUAAACUCAGCUUGUAUAAAUACAUUUCUUUCCAGUGACAUGAGGGUAUUUUACUUAAAAUCCUUAACUUAAUUUUGAACCAAAUAGCCCCUAAUUUAUAUGAAAUAAUUAAUAUAAGUUUGUCAUUGAUUUGUUGAGAUGGGAGACAUAUUUUUGCCCCUUAAAUAUGUUUUUUGUAUUUCAAGAAAUCUUUGUAUCCAGGAAGAAUUGAAAAAGAUUCCUCACUGACAAUUUGUGACAACGGAUUUGCUAAUGAAAUCCCUCCAUCUUGGUUUGAUUUGUGUAUGUGCCAUUCUGUACAGUGUGUUACACACUUUGGAAGCUCUCUCUGCUUUUGGUUCAUUUAGAUUAUCUUUUGGUUUGUUAAAUUUGAGUGGGGAGUGUUUAAGAAAUAAAACAGGGUCUUGGUUGUUGAGAGUGUAAAUAUAAACCUUGAUCAUGACCCUCUGAAACUUAGAUAAUGUACAUAUUGUAGGUAGAAUGAUAUGAAAUUAAAUUCCAUCAUUGAAUUUCAGCAAUAUAAUUUAUGAAUAAGCCUUAAUUGAUUUGUUGAUCGCUUCAAACGUUUGAAUUUAAAGAAGCUCCAUUUUUAAUUGAAAUUCUUUUCAGCUGCAUUUCCCCAUUUUUACGUUUGUGUGCCAUUUUUCAGGGUGUAGCAGGAAGCAGAUGUUGUAUCGGCUUGAACUGCUCGCUAAUAACAUGUUGCUUAAAAUAUUGAAUGUAAUGGCAAUUUGCUUUUAUGUCAAUAAGUUGAACAACAGAAGUGAUGUUUAAUAAUAAAUGAUGAAAUCAAUUUUCCAUUUACUGGAAAAAUUUCAGCAAGUCACUUCAAAUAAAGAAACAUUUCUA
Molecule: messenger RNA, 3156 nt
Organism: Melanotaenia boesemani (Boeseman's rainbowfish)
Lineage: Eukaryota; Metazoa; Chordata; Actinopteri; Atheriniformes; Melanotaeniidae
Gene: tial1
Product: TIA1 cytotoxic granule-associated RNA binding protein-like 1
Exons: 12
Coding region: 152-1276 (374 amino acids)
Molecular function (GO): DNA binding; RNA binding
Source: RefSeq, a predicted model, not a curated record